Peronospora belbahrii is the source of this 1749-nucleotide messenger RNA. The record is from the annotation of a GenBank genome assembly. Lineage: Eukaryota; Oomycota; Peronosporomycetes; Peronosporales; Peronosporaceae.
AUGGCAGUAACUUUAUCCAACUACGUACGGCGUUAUCUGAGCGAAUCAGGUGAGAAGGAGGCACUGGAUGUGUUAAGAGAACAGCUACGUCAUCACAAGCGCGUUACGUCCGAUGACGUUCGUCUCGCAGUGCGUGCUGUUGCUAGUCAGGGAGGUACCGUGGCCAUUCCACCCGACUUCCCACCGUCUCGCUGGGUGUUCGAGUUCAAGCGCAUGCAUGGCUUUGUACAGCUCAAUAGCUUUGCGUUUGACACGUCAGCAGCAUCGUCGAUUAUUGGAGGAAAGACAGCGUAUGGAACGUCAAAGCGGGUGGAGAUAGCACCGCUACGUUCUGAGCCUGCAACGAUCGAACCAGGAUCCAAGAGUGAGAGGUGUACGAGCGCCAGUAACGAUAACAAGAGCAACAGGAUCAACAUUUACGACAAAAGUAGCAAUUGCACGAGCACUACUGUAGCACAAGGCAAUGGCAGCAGCGGCAACACAAGCAGCGACGACGGGAAGGAAAAGGGACUGAGCGACGACAACAAUCGCUCGUUGCUACCAAUGCUGUCGAAAGCUGCAGUGGCCUGUUCUGGCCCUUACCUUCCACUUCAAAAUGAGACGCACUGUCAGGCUCAGCUGCAGCACAGCUUCAGUCAGCGUCACCGACAGCAGCUGCAGCAGCAACAGCGUCGGGCCAUGAUCGUGGACGAACAUCGACGCGCUGGAGCGUGGUCGAAAGAAUGUACAACAGGACGGGAAGAAGCGCAUUUAGGGGCGAGUCAUGGUACUCUGAGCAACGAGACCAGUAAAAACAUUGGACUGGAUACUGGGUCAAGCGGUAGCUCUAGCGAUAACGGAUCAUACGGUGGAAGAGAUAUCAACGCGAUGCUGCCUCAGAUUCAACAGGUCAUGAUUAGCAACAGCAGCAGUAUGGACGAAGUCCAAGACUCGGCGUCCAACGCAUCAUCGUUCAACGAUAAGCGCGGUUACAAACUGAGCCACACGGUUCCAGUCGAGACCUGGGAGAAGGCCAUUGCGGCUGUCGAGCAGCAGGGCAUGAGUUUGCGCACGGCUGCUAAGAUGUAUGGCGUGCACUUUGCGGCGCUGCACCGGCGCGUGAAGAAGCGCACACAAGGUGGCCAGGGCAAUGGUAAUGACGGGUAUUUUCACCCGAAUGACGAGGCUGGAAUCAUGCGCGUGGUAGUUGCUCACGCAGAGCUGGGUGUCUUGAUGACGUUUGACGAACUGAUGCGGCUGGUGGAAGCUGUGGCAUUGCGCAAGCUGCCCGAUAUCUCGGUGAUCUCGGCCCGGAAACUAUUGACGCGUUUUGAGUCUCGCAAUGCGCAGUCGAUCCGGCAUAUCAUUGAAGAUUGGCCUCCUCCACAACCAUAUAUGGAUGCGUAUUCAUCUGCAGGAGAAACUGUUUCACGCCAGUCCCAGCCGUACUUGGAGCAUCCGGGGUUCAAAUUUGGGCCGACGAGUACUAAUACAGGGGGAACUGUAACAUCUGCGGCUGUUGCAACAUCUACCCUACGACCAACGUCUUUCGUUCCUCCGAUUCGUCUAGCUCCGAACAUAGUCGACUUCGGAAACAAAUCGAAAAGUUCAGCAGUGCGACUAAUUGAUACAAUGAGGACAAUGGACAUCGAAACGACGCCAUCACUGUCUACGCCCACCCAUGUCGGAUGUGUUACGCAUUUGGAGACGAAGCGUCCUCAUCCAUCUCGAGGGGUUUGCGUAGAAGAAGGCGGCGACUUCAGAAAAUAA